This is a messenger RNA of Acanthocheilonema viteae, 485 nucleotides long. NCBI's taxonomy places the organism in Eukaryota, Metazoa, Nematoda, Chromadorea, Rhabditida, Onchocercidae. The record is from the annotation of a GenBank genome assembly.
UGCUGUCAUUAAUAAUGGCAUUUGUCAGCGCAAAUGCGACAUUAAAGCAAUGCUGUAAUUUGCAUUCCACCGAAAAUAUUCAAAGAAAUGAUGAUCAUCUGAUAAAUUUUAUUGUUAAUGGUAGUAGUAGUAGUAAUGAUAAUUAUGAUGAUAAUGAUGAUAGUGGUUACAAUAGUAGUAUUCGUGGCAAAAAUGAGUACAAAUCAAUCAAAUGCAAAGCUCAAUGCAAUGCACAAUGGAAAAGCGAUUUUCAUACACAUUUUCAAAAAAAUUACGACGAAGAAUUUUAUGAAUUUCCAUUGGAUGAAUUAAUCACCGCAUCAUUUGAUAAUUUUUACACAUUUUGCAAUAUAACGGAACAGAAAUUAGCAUGUUGGAAUAUGCAAUGUGAAAUGAAUCGUAAGCAGAUUCCAUGGAGUAGUGAUUUACAUAUUUGUGCCUACAAAAGAUUGCAAUUCGAGAAGGCACUUCGUUGUUUGAAGUAA